AUGGACGAGCGCACAGGAACACAAGACGAUGGCACCCGUGCAUCCAGCGACACCAUACUCUCCGGACUCACCUCCCUCGAGAAUGACAGCGAUACCGACGAGUUUGGACGAUUGCUUAUACAAAGAGCCAAGGACGAGCAGCGCAUUCGCGACGCGCUUCGGCGGGGUGGACAGCCGUUCAGAAAAGCGAGACCUCGCCCCCGCAUAGGCCUGACGUUGGAGAACUUGGAGCGCCAGGAGGACUUGGAGCGGUCGAUAGGUCGCGACGAUCUGGCUGCUCAGAGAGAAUUCAGCAGUCCAAUCAGCGUCAGCAGCAGCGAGAUAUCAGACCCUCCGGUGCGCCCACCGCAGGGAUGGGGGAGAAAAGGCAGGCAGAGGAAUACCUGGAUGCGCCGUAUACUGCAAGUGGACGUACAAGAUGAGAGACGAGAGCCGAGUGCAGAAACAGACGCGCUAUAUCCUCAACGGACGGCAGAUGCAAGAGACGGUGGCCUAGGCAGCAAUGGGUGGUCGGCUGCAGCUGCAGCAGAUAUACCCGUAUCCUCUACCGGGAGCAACAGAGCUCUCGAGGGAAGGCACGCUGAGGCCUCGCCAUCUGCGGGGAAGCGGAUGAACACCUCGCUUGAUCGGAUCCGGGAGUGGGAGCUUAGCGAGGAUCUCACUAUGGGUUCAUUACUAGCUUCGACACCGAUUAUUCCAAAGAACAGGCUCCUGGAUGAAAUCCUUCAGCGCGAAAUCGAAAGUAUUAAGGAAGAAGCCAUCGCUCGAAGCCAGGCAAUUGAAAUCACUGAGGUCCAGGAAGAUGAACCACCAGAACACCAUCCAUCGCCAUCAUCCACGAGAGUUCCUCGGCUUGUCCAGCGUGACGAUCUUGAAGCUCAGCCAGCACGGAAAGACAUUGCGUUGCCGAAGCGCAGAGAAAGAGGGCAGAGUAAGCCAAGGUCACCGCUGGCGAUGGGAGAUGAGAACCAGGCGCCGAAUUCUCCAAUCCUAGUUUACAAGAAAAGCACGGAAACAGUCGGGAUCAUCAACCCGGAUAUUCAGGCCAAGGCGCAAGCAACCCCGCAGAGACCGGGUCACAAAAGACUCGACUCUCAGGAUCUGCUCAGGAGACUAGCUCGGGCGACGAGUGCUAGUCCGAGUCCGAAGAGGGGUUUCGAAGCUGCUGCUAGCGAUCGGGCUUCUGUCAGAUCUCAACCAGGCACGCUUUCGAACAGCGUGCAAGAGCUUCCGAACAUUGAGGAACAGAAAGCCCCAUCCGAAGGCGACGAAGAGCGCCCGAAUGACGAGUUGAGGACCGACCCUAUUCCAGAAGAAAACGCGAUCCCAGACGAUAACAUAUCGCCAGAAGCGGACCUAGCUAGUGAAGGCGAUGUAAGAGAUCCGCCUAGAAUAGAUCCGCCAAGUACAGAUCCGCCACUACUCUCCGAGCCCAACUCCACAAGGAUCAAUACAGAAUCGGUUCCCUCUCCCCAAAAACCAGCGGACGUACAAACACCCAAAGUGACUGGCGCCUGGGUCAACACGCCUGCGCCUGAAACGAGCAAAGCUCGCUUCUUCCCGCACUCUUCAUCAAGCAGCAGCAGAUCAGUAUCCCCGAUAAAGUCUAAGACCGCGGAAUCACUACUAGAGACGGAGCGGAAGGCACCGAUAGAAGAACCUCCAAAGCCGCAGAAGCAAGCGCUACCGUCGUCUGCGCUAGAAGCAGUCAUUGACAGAGCAAAGUCCAAUCACCAAAGCCAAGGCAAGGAGGACACGCUCGGAGAUUCCACGAUCGAUUCGCUGGAGGACCUGAUUCACUCGUCACCCGACGACACAACGAAUCUGCAGCUCGACGAAGACACCUUAAUGGGGCUGCAACUCCCAGCUGGCGCGCCCAAGACGGCGGCCGAGCGGGACCGGUAUCAAGAAAUUCAAAUCCUGCAGACCAUGAACACUCGUCUCAAAUCAGCAAGGACCAGCAUACGAGAUGCGGGCCGCGGUAUCAAGCGGGUCGAGCACCAGGUUGAUGUGGCUGAGCACCAUGCUGAUGUGGUGGAGGUCAACAACGUUCCAGCUGUCACGGGGCAAUGCAAGCGCUGCGGAUGCUCUGCUGUUUCUGCGCGGAGCUCAUCAUUCUCGGGCGUUUGGCCGGCACGCAAGAGCUUGUUCUAUGAUAAAGAUAGGAACGGCCGCAUGAAGUUUACCGGACUGGGACUUGCUUCAUUGAUAUUGCUCACUUGGUUACUGUCGGAAAGUGUACUGUGUAGCAUGUAUUGUCAACCGCGCUACGCCCGCACUAUGGUCGGUUACGGCGUCAAUCCAGACGCCCCGCGAUUACCCUUCGUCACGACCACGAUUCUGUUUCGGCCGCUCGCUUGGCUGUGGAGGCCAAUCCUUGGCGUACUUCAGUGGUUUUUUGAAAGCAUUUACCAGGCGUUGUGUGAGGCGGUGGUGGAGGAGGAAAACGUCAGUAGUUUUCAAACCAUGGCGGAAACAGUGGCGAGCUACACGACGCAGGUCGUCCAGGCCACGAUGGAAGCGGACUACAGCAUUAUGGACGACGAGUUUGUUUAG
This is a messenger RNA of Coniosporium apollinis CBS 100218, 2556 nucleotides long. RefSeq lists its product as uncharacterized. Lineage: Eukaryota; Fungi; Ascomycota; Dothideomycetes. The record is from RefSeq and is a predicted model, not a curated record. The transcript is spliced from 2 exons. The coding region runs from base 1 to 2556 and encodes 851 amino acids.